GGAGACAGAGUCAGAGCAGUGCCCGGUUGCUCAUCACUCUCACUCUUUCUCGGUGUGGCACUGGCAAGGUUGGCACUAAGAACCCUUGUCAAGCGGAAGAGACCAUUUUAGGGCAAGGGGGUCUUAGACUUUAGUUACCGGAACACCGAAGAAAAGCACGUGGGAAAGCACAGAGCCAGUUACACUUUAAGGCUCUCCCAGCGCAGUCACCUGGGUAACUAUAGAGAGAGAGAGAGUCGCACCCAGCGCAGUCUCCCUGUAGGCGAAGCCAGUGCCAUGGCAGCGGGCAGCGUGAAGCGGAGGCAGUCAGGAGCGAGCAAGAUGGAGGAAGAGGACCGGCAGGCUGCUGAAAAGAUGCUCCAUCAGAACGGGAGCGCGGAGCCUACCGGCAGUAAUGGCGGAACGGUAGAGCUGCAACGCACCAUCACUCUGGUCAAUGGGGUGGCUAUUAUAGUGGGCACCAUCAUCGGCUCCGGGAUCUUUGUCACCCCGACCGGUGUGCUACGAGAGGCGGGCUCCCCCGGGCUGUCGCUUUUGAUAUGGGCCGUGUGCGGCCUCUUCUCCAUUGUGGGCGCUCUGUGUUACGCAGAAUUGGGUACCACCAUCUCCAAGUCCGGGGGGGACUAUGCGUAUGUGCUGGAGGUCUACGGUGCGCUGCCCGCCUUCCUAAAGCUCUGGGUGGAGCUGCUCAUCAUCCGGCCCUCAUCGCAAUACAUCGUGGCUCUGGUAUUCGCUACUUACCUGCUCAAGCCCGUCUUCCCUACCUGCCCCGUGCCCGAUGAUGCGGCCAAGCUCGUGGCCUGCCUUUGUAUCUUGCUACUGACUGCGAUAAACUGUUACAGUGUGAAAGCAGCUACCAGGGUACAAGAUGCAUUUGCCGCAGCUAAGCUACUGGCUCUUUGUCUGAUCAUCAUUCUUGGCUUUGUUCAACUUGGGAAAGGGGAUGUGGAGAACCUGAAGCCAGAAAAUGCCUUUAAAGGAACUAGCACCAAUGUUGGUCAGUGGGUCUUGGCAUUGUACAGUGGGCUUUUUGCCUAUGGUGGAUGGAACUACUUGAACUUUGUUGUUGAAGAGAUGAUUGAACCUUUCAAGAAUCUCCCUCGUGCCAUCAUCAUUUCCAUGCCCAUUGUAACCCUGGUCUAUGUUCUUACUAACUUGGCAUAUUUCACUACUCUGUCUCCAGAACAGAUGUUGAAUUCCGAAGCUGUGGCUGUUGAUUUUGGGAAUUACCAUCUGGGGGUCAUGGCUUGGAUUAUACCAGUAUUUGUGGGAUUGUCAUGUUUUGGUUCAGUAAACGGCUCCCUCUUUACAUCCUCCAGACUUUUCUUUGUGGGCGCCAGAGAAGGGCAUCUUCCAUCCUUAUUAGCCAUGAUCCACCCAAGACUUCUGACACCAAUGCCUUCACUAAUAUUCACUUGCGCCAUGACGCUCCUCUAUGCUUUCUCUGAUGACAUCUUCUCUGUAAUCAACUUCUUCAGCUUCUUUAACUGGCUUUGUGUAGCCCUGGCUAUAAUUGGAAUGAUGUGGCUCCGUUACAAGAAACCAGAACUAGAGAGGCCUAUCAAGGUUAACAUUUUGCUGCCUAUUUUUUUCAUCCUUGCCUGCAUCUUCCUCAUCGUCGUGUCAUUCUACAUGACACCAGUUGAGUGUGGAAUUGGAUUUAUCAUUGUUUUGUCCGGUGUUCCUGUCUACUUCUUUGGGGUCUGGUGGCAGAAGAAACCCGACUGGCUCCUGCAUGGCAUCCAUUCUAGUACGGCGCUCCUUCAGAAGGUCAUGGAGGCUGUCCCUCAGGAGUCUUAAUUCCAAUAACAUUUUGGCUCUCAUUAAACACACAGAAAAAACUGUAUUUUGCAAAAGAUUUAAUAAAGGUAGAUAUACUCCUUCCAACCACCAUAAUCAUCCUGACCCCAACGCCUAUGGAAACAGAUUCCUAAUACCACCAGCCACAGACACCACAACAGGAGGAUCUUGGUAUUAAGGCAAGAUUUAUUUCCUGGUAAAAGGGAAAUAAUGGGUUAUGGGUGGACUCUAUGAGGUAUAUUGCACAUCUACAAGCAUUCUUCUGUAACGUCAAAGGAACUGUUGUUCACCAACACCACUGUAUUAGCCGCAAGAACGUCAUUGAUCUGCAUUUGCUUGCACUCUUAUCCUAAUGAGACUCCAUAUUAGAACUAGUUACAUAAGUAUACUGGAACAGAGGGCAUAGCAGACAGAUCAGAGUUUCCCAAGUUUUAAAUUCUUCAUCUCAACGCCUAACAAAAAAUAAACAUUUUGAGACACUCUAUAGAGGUUAAAUUAACUGUUAUCAGAAGAAUUCCUUUGUAUGAAGUCAAUGUAAGACCAAUGGUAUACUGACCAAAGCAUCUACUUACCAUGGUGCGCAGGAUCCACUGAAGACAACAACCACAAACUAUUGCCACAUUAUGAAUAUUGGAAUGGCUGCUUUUUGGUAUUUGUAGAACUGUACACUGAACAAUCUUUCAAUUACUGUCAUUCGAAGAAUGGUAGAAAUGUAUACGAUUUAUUAACCAUACUUUAAUAUGCUACAUGUUGCCUUAACUUGUCCCAAACAUCCAACCCAGCUGCUAUGGACAUUUUCAUUUUAUGGCUAGUAAAGAGAAGCAAAAUACA
Xenopus laevis (African clawed frog) is the source of this 2631-nucleotide messenger RNA. It is a transcript of the gene slc7a5.S, whose product is annotated as solute carrier family 7 member 5 S homeolog. The record is from RefSeq and is marked provisional. Gene Ontology annotation, cellular component: membrane; plasma membrane. Gene Ontology annotation, molecular function: neutral L-amino acid transmembrane transporter activity; transmembrane transporter activity; L-amino acid transmembrane transporter activity. NCBI's taxonomy places the organism in Eukaryota, Metazoa, Chordata, Amphibia, Anura, Pipidae. Gene Ontology annotation, biological process: transmembrane transport; amino acid transport; L-alpha-amino acid transmembrane transport.